This is a messenger RNA of Bactrocera neohumeralis, 3761 nucleotides long. RefSeq lists its product as uncharacterized. Lineage: Eukaryota; Metazoa; Arthropoda; Insecta; Diptera; Tephritidae. The transcript has 11 exons. The coding region runs from base 157 to 3585 and encodes 1142 amino acids. The record is from RefSeq and is a predicted model, not a curated record.
GAAACAGAAUUCAGUUGAAUGAAGCAAUUCACUUGACUUGGGGUUAGCGAUAUAACGGUGUUGAAUCAAAGCGGCGAGAAGUAUUUGCAAACAUUUCUGAAGAAGAAGAAAUUCUGAUUUUCGAAUAGUACGAAUUUUUCUAAGCUAUCGGGCGACAUGCAUUCAAAUGUCGGUUUUUUAGAUAAACUACGUUGGCGCUUAAACGUACUUGGAAAUAGAUAUGCUCAAUACCGUUUAACCACCAACGAGACCGCAGUGGUUGACACCGAGUAUGGCAAAGUGAAAGGUGUCAAGCGAAGAACAAUCUACGAAGUGCCAUAUUAUAGCUUCGAGGGGAUUCCCUUCGCUAAGCCACCAGUAGAUGAGCUACGUUUCAAAGCGCCUGAGCGACCUGAGCCAUGGGAUGGUGUACUAGAUUGUCUGAGCCCAAAAGACAGAGCCGUGCAACUGCAUUUAAUAACAAAUAAUGCGGAGGGAUCGGAGGAUUGUCUAUACUUGAAUGUGUAUGCGAAGAAUUUAAAACCAGAUAAGCCACAGCCCGUUUUGGUUUGGAUACACGGUGGUGGCUUUGUUGUGGGCGAAGCGAAUCGUGACUGGUUUGGACCAGACUAUUUCAUGGAGAAAGAUGUAGUUUUGGUGACAGUGCAAUAUCGCUUGGGUGUUUUCGGUUUUCUUACACUCACCUCGCCGGAAUUGAAUAUACCUGGUAAUGCCGGUUUGAAAGAUCAAGUGUUAGCACUAAAGUGGGUUAAAAAUAAUAUAGCCAACUUUGGUGGCGAUCCAAAUUGUAUAACUGUAUUCGGCGAAAGUGCUGGUGCUGCCGCGACGCAUUAUCUCUGCAUUACGGAACAAACCAGAGGUCUAUUUCAUCGCGCAAUUUUAAUGUCUGGCGCUGCCAUUGCUUCUUGGGCGCACAAUGGUCAGGAGCGGCACGCUUAUCCACUUGCCAAGCUAGCCGGAUUUAAGGGGGAACAAGAUGAACAACAAGUCCUAGAAUAUCUGAAAAAAUGCAAAGCGACCGAUCUGGCACAGUUGGAGCAGAAAGUGCUGACCACAGUUGAGUUACAACGAAAAAUAAUGUUUCCUUUUGCACCCUGUAUAGAGCCAUACGAUACGCCGGACUGUGUAAUAUCAAAAAGUCCACGUGACCUUAUGAGAACAGCAUGGAGUAAUUCAAUGCCCAUACUGGCGGGUCAUACUUCAGCGGAGGGUUUAUUAAUGCUGCCAAUUAUUAAGGCAAUGCCAAUUUGUCUGAAUGAAUUGGAAACUUGUCGUAGCUUCGUACCAUAUGAAGUAGUGGAUGCUGUGGAUAUCGAGGAAAAUGCUGCCAAGCUGAAAAAAAUGCAUGCCGACAGUGCUGAGCUUACAGCUGACGAAUAUAUGGAUAUCAACGCUUAUUGGCUCUUCUACUUUCCUCUUCAUCGUGUUCUGCUCUCGCGUUUGACUAAUGCCACGUCUGCUCCCACAUAUCUGUACCGCUUCGACUACGACUCGGAAAUAUUAUCAUACCCCUAUCGCAUUUGGCGGUUUGGUCGCGGCGUGAAAGGUGUAUCUCAUGGCGAUGAACUAGCUUAUCUCUUCUCACAUGCAAUGGCAAAUACACUUUCUAAGGAGAGCCCUGAAUAUCGCACAAUACAACGCAUGAUUGGAAUUUGGACGCAAUUUGCGGCAACUGGUAACCCAAAUGAUAAAGAGGUUCUUGGUAUGGAAUCACUUUCAUGGGACCCCAUCCGUACACCUGAGCCUGCUUACAAGUGUUUGAAUAUUAGUGAGGAGCUGAAAGUAAUAAAUUGGCCAGAAAUGGAAAAGGUUAAGGUGUGGGGGUCUACUUUCGAUAGAAAGAAGGACUUAUUGUUCAUUUACAUCUUACGGAACAGAUAUAAAAGCGAGUGCGGAGGAGCCAAAAAUGGUACAGGUGCAGCCGCAGUUUCAGUUAUUACACCGCAGCAGUUAGUUGUAAAAAUUAUGGAUUCGCAAAUUCUGGAGCCAAUAGUGUCCACCGCAAGUGGCAAGGUGAGAGGUCAACUGCGUGAAGGCAUCUACGGUGACACCUAUUACAGCUUCGAUGGCAUACCUUAUGCGAAGCCACCACUUGGUAAAUUACGCUUUAAAUCACCACAGCCGGUCGAGCCUUGGCUUGGCAUACGCGAUUGUACCAUAUGUCCGCCGAUGUGUAUCCAAUCGGAUUAUUAUAAUGGCGUGAUAGACGGCGUUGAGGACUGCUUAUAUUUAAAUGUAUUUACGAAGAAGCUACGUUCUGCAAAGCCCUUACCGGUGUUAGCUUAUUUGCUUGGUGGACGUUAUGCCAACGGAGACGCCUCGCGUAACAGUUGGGGUCCGGAUUAUUUAAUGAUGAAAGAUGUAGUAUAUAUUACAAUUGGAUUUCGGUUAGGUGCUUUAGGCUUUCUCAGUUUUCCGGAACCCGAACUUCAAGUGCCCGGCAAUGCGAGCCUCAAAGACGUCAUCUUGGCAUUGCAGUGGAUAAAGAAAAAUUGUCAGUACUUCAACGGCGAUCCCGAUAAUAUAACACUAUUCGGGCACAGCUCAGGCAGCAUGACAGCACAAAUGCUCAUGUAUUUGCCGCAAUGUGAAAAUCUCUUCCACAAAGUCAUACUAAUGUCCGGCAUGCAAAUGCACUUACGCCGCAUUCCUCAACUAGAAUAUCGCUUCGCCAAGCACUUGGGAUAUAAGGGCAAAGAGAAUAACCACGAUAUACUUGCCUAUCUCAGCGCAUUGCCAGCAGAGCGCCUUUGCGAUGUUAAAAUUUGGACGCCAGAAGAGCUGAAGCAAUGCCCUCAUUUCGUAUUCUCUCCUACGCUCGAAAAUGAGUCCGCGUCAGAUGCUAUACUGACCAAGGACCUACUUGAUAUGUAUGCCAAUAAGCAAUCUUGGUGUCACAGUAUACCGCUGGUAAUAGGUGGCAGCUCAUUUGAGGGUCUUAUGAAUUACAAUUAUUUCAACAAGGAACCUGAACUAUAUGAAACUCUCAGAAAGCAUCCUGAGUACUUGCUCCCAUACGAAGUCAGAGAGAAAUAUGAUAUGAUCACACAACAACAACUCGCUAAGAAGCUUAUCCACUUGCAUUUAGGUGCGAAGGAAUUGGAUAUUGAGCAAUCGUUUGAUCUUAUGGAUUUAACGUCAUAUGAUUUUUUGUACCAUCCAAUAUAUCGCUAUCUCAAAACACGAAUACCUAAUGCUAAAGCACCUACCUAUCUUUAUCGCUUCGACUUUGACUCACCUUACUUCAACUUGUUUCGGAUUAACCAUUGUGGUCGUGACGUGCGUGGCGUAUGCCAUGUAGACGAUCUUUCCUAUAUCUUCUUUAUGCCAGACUCAUUUAAGCUGCAGCGUAACACGAAGGAGUUUAAGAUAAUUGAGUGCAUGAUAGAUUGGAUUACAGCCUUUGCUCUCAAUUCGGAUCCCAAUUGUGAAAAGCUAAGCAGCUUAGUUUGGAAACCACUGACUGCAGAUGCCCGCUAUUGUCUUAAUAUUAGCGAUGAACUAAGCACUGUCAAAUGGCCAGAGGAAGAGAAGUGCGUAUUAUGGGAUCAAUAUUUUAAGGAGGCGGGUAUAAGGACUUUUUAGUUGACACCAAGUUUUACAGUGUGUGCAAAUUUUUGGCAGCAGUUUAUUUGUUUUUUAUUUUUUUUUUUACAUAAACAAAUAUUUUAAGAAACUUUUGGUUAUUAUGAACCUGACAUGUUAAAAAUUUGUUCUAAUUAGACUUUGAAAUAUAAAUGUUUGAAAAUAUAAUAAAUAAA